AUGGUGUCGGUAGAAGUCGGUUGGCAGGAAGGUGCCAACCCUUCGGAAGGUGUUCAGGCGUCGUGCGUAGAUGAGUGUGACAACAGCGGCGGUACAGCUGUAACGCAAGUAGAAGACGUAACAUGGGCUAAUAUGCCAAAUAUAGAACCGUAUUCGAAUGAAAAGAUUCUAAGCUUAGUAGAGAUCGCACCUGCUCCUGGUAAAGGGCGUUGUAUGUUUUCGAAAAACGGAUAUGAACCAGGAGAGCUCAUAUUGAUAGAACGACCGUUAUUUGUCAUUGUACCAGAUUCCAACCCUGAUUUAUGGAAGACUCUAAAUACGCUGAAUGAACAACAGACGUUGCAAUUAUCGCCGCUAUGGCAUCAAGCUGCUCUAGUAACUAUUUUGACAGGUACCAAGGAAAAACUGGACAUAAUGCAAAAUAAGUGGGUACUAGAUCGCGAUCCACCUGUAUCGGAUGAUGUUUAUCGCAUUCUGGAUGCGACCUGUGUUACACAAGCGGAUGGAUCGUACAUGUAUUCCAACCAAGUUGUUAUCGAUCCCAAAUUAUACCAGUUUCUUCUUCAGGUGUGGCCACUGAAUGCCUUUGGCCACAGUACGGAUCCUAAUGGUCUAGUGAUUUACGAUAAAAUCUCGUAUCUGGCUCAUAGCUGUGAUGCAACGGCUUGUUGGCAUCAUUAUGGUGAAGAUCUGUUCAUAUUGCGUUCGCGUAGACGUUUGAACCCCGGUGAUGAACUCACGAUAUCAUAUCUCGGGGAGCCGGAUCUCCUUGCUCCGACAUUUAAACGACGGGAAUUGUUACAAAACUGGUCAUUUUUAUGUGCCUGCCCCCGAUGUAUAGAAACUGUUGACACCUCUAGAGGAUUCUUGUGCAAACUAUGUCAUUAUGGCCGCGUUAAUUUCUAUGAGGACCAGUCAUCUCGACAAAUGGCUAGUAUGCCGUGCACUCUAUGCGAGUAUCGUUACAAUGCGUUGGACAUUAAGGAAUACCUGGAUCUCGAGCGUGCAUAUGUGGAACGUAUAGAGGGUAUAGACUCUACAGAUCUCUGGGAUAUACAGCAGGUGUACAACAAUGCACGAAAUGUGUUCAACCAACAUUGGUGCCUCUACCAACUACAGACGUUAUUGUUUGAAUGCUAUAAAGAGCGUGGCGAUACCGAAUUAGCACGUUUUUAUAUGCAACAACGUAUCUUCUUCGCAGACUCGGUGAUGCGUCGUCCAUUGUACUGCGUAGCGUUCAUGUAUGAAGAGUUUGCCGACAUGCUGGUUACAUCAGCUGCGCUUGAUAUGGAGAAGGCAGAGCUCGAUGAUGUGGAGGUAGACGUCGAUCUGCUGAGCACUACCAUGGAUAGUUACUUCCGUGCAGCUGCAUUGUUGGCUGUUUUGUCUGGAUACAAUCAUCCAUACUACUACUCCGUUGUGGUAAUUGCAUUGUAUAGUGGUAUAUAUGUUGUUCAGUGCAAGCGCCAUAGAGUGGAGACAAUCCGCGCCAUGGAAUGGCUGGAUUCGAUUAAACGCGCGUUGAGCUGUUUGUUCAAGUGGCGUAAAAAUCGUAAAGAGUUAUUAGCAGAGUUCAAAGAGUGUUGUCAAUUAGUGGCAAUAAAACGUGCUGGAGGAGAGUUGAAAGAUGAUGAUUUUUGGAAUCUUUAUGGUUAUUUCAAGCAGACCGUCGUUGGUGAUUUCAAUGUGACCGACACAUCUGAAGCAACAGACGUUGAUCUACGAAAAUGGGCAUCAUGGAAGAGGCAUAGAGGCAUGUCGAAGAGGGAAGCAAUGGCGGCGUAUGUUGCCACCGUCAGGCAACUGUAUGGUUACAAUGACGAUGUUGAAGAUGUAGCAAUGUCAAAUGUACAUAGUCGCCCUAAGGUUAUAGCUUGUGAAUCGACUGUUGAAAGAGAUGAAGAUAACCUAUUUUCGCUAGUAAUAGAUAACCAAGUAGGGUUGGUGGAGGAACUUUUAAAAGCUGAACCUUCAAUGGUCAACCUACGUAGCCCGGAAGGACUCACGGCAUUACACCUUGCCGCAGACAGGGGUCACGUUGAAGUUGUGAAGACAUUGCUGAGGUAUGGUGCGGACAUAAACGCAGUUGACGACAAUAACGAUACGCCACUAUUGGCGGCCGCAGCUGCAGGCAACCGUAAAGUGGUAGAUCUGUUACUUCGCGGUGGUGCCGACGGUACCCUCAGGUAUCUAGACAGAAAGUUGUAUGAUUUAACAAAAUAUAGGAAUAUCGACAACCAAUGUUACGGAGACAUGAUGCAAAGUGAUCGCAAGUAG
Molecule: messenger RNA, 2277 nt
Organism: Babesia sp. Xinjiang
Lineage: Eukaryota; Apicomplexa; Aconoidasida; Piroplasmida; Babesiidae
Product: Acyl-CoA-binding domain-containing protein 6
Exons: 12
Coding region: 1-2277 (758 amino acids)
Cellular component (GO): cytoplasm; nucleus
Molecular function (GO): fatty-acyl-CoA binding; protein binding
Source: RefSeq, a predicted model, not a curated record